AUGUCGACAACAACAACUAUUGAACCAAAGAAAGAAUCAUUGGGUAUAUCAGCUGCUCUCAUUCUCAGUCUUGUUGGAUUGACACUUCUUCUUGUCAUUGCUAUCCUGAUCAAACGAGAAAUUCGUCGAGGAAAUGUUAAAUCUAAACGUGAUGGACAUUUUUGGUCAUGUAAAUUUUUUCGACGAGUAAAUUUUA
Messenger RNA from Rotaria sordida, 196 nucleotides. Lineage: Eukaryota; Metazoa; Rotifera; Eurotatoria; Philodinida; Philodinidae. The record is from the annotation of a GenBank genome assembly.